UCCCCAAAGGCUCAAAUUCUGCCACAUUUCACGCUCCCCUACCCCCACUGCGCCAUGCUUGCAAUCAUUAGCUGGUGAAUACUGAUACAGUUUGCUUAAAUCGCAAUUAUUACCAUCAAAUUCUGGAUCUGGACAUGUUGUAAGCAAUCCAGCAUUCUGCCACUAAUUGCGGCGGAUCUUCUCUCAGCAUUUGUUUCAAUGAUGACUGAAUGAAAAGAGAAUGGGAUUGAGCAGUAGCAAGCACAAUGCUGCCGGCCGAUUGCCUUCUUCCUCUUCUUCUUCGUCGUCUCGAGGUGCCAUUCGGAGGAGUCGAUCCAGCCGAAGCAGAGUUUUGAAGUCGUCCUGCCUCGGAUCUCACUGCGAUAAUCGUGAUGAACGACAGGUCUCUGAUGGCCCAACUGAAGAAAAUGGAAAGACUGCCUUCUGUCCAAGUGAGAAUAAAUUAGGCUCUUGUCCAGUUUCAGCAGAAUGUUACGGGACAGAAAAAGCUGAGGAGAGCAAUGACAUGAACUGUAUAAACUCUGGCAUUCAGCUCCACGAGUGGGAGUGA
Salvia hispanica is the source of this 550-nucleotide messenger RNA. The record is from RefSeq and is a predicted model, not a curated record. Lineage: Eukaryota; Viridiplantae; Streptophyta; Magnoliopsida; Lamiales; Lamiaceae.